Kickxella alabastrina is the source of this 5666-nucleotide messenger RNA. RefSeq lists its product as uncharacterized. NCBI's taxonomy places the organism in Eukaryota, Fungi, Kickxellomycota, Kickxellomycetes, Kickxellales, Kickxellaceae. Gene Ontology annotation, molecular function: protein kinase binding. Bases 141 to 5567 code for a protein of 1808 amino acids. Gene Ontology annotation, cellular component: cytoplasm. The transcript has a single exon. The record is from RefSeq and is a predicted model, not a curated record.
UAUUUUUUUAUUAUUUUCCCUCUUCCUUGUUCUUUUUCCUUUCAUCCUCUUUUUUUUCCAUUAUUUUAUCUUCAAUUCUAAAACAAAAUCAAAACUAUUAUUUGUAAUCACUCAAUCGCGUUCUUAAUUCCCCAUUAACAAUGUCCCAGCUCGACGCUCGGGCAGCCGCGCAGGUAUGUCGUAUAGCCGACGACCUAUGUGCACAUGAAGGCCACAUUCUUUUUGACGCGCCCCUCCGACGACCACCACCAGCCGCCACCGCCACUGCCAGGGCAGCCACCUCACUUCUGACUAGCGCGCUCACAUCACUCUGGCAGCGGCCGACGCAGGCGCUCACCCAAACGCUUUUUGGAACCAGCUCUACCUCCCCGACAUCACCAUCAGCAACAGCAACAGCAGAAUCAACAUCAGAGAUGCCCGGUGAUCAUUUGCAUAGAAUAGAGUCCAGACUGCUGACAUUUUCCGAGACCACCCCUGGAAAGGGGAUGGUUUGGCUGGCAUGGGACGAGUGCCGCAGCCUCUACCAGGUGUUCCGCAGCUUCGAAUGCGUGGAUAUCACGGGCAAGCCCACAUCUUUGGUAGACACAUUUGUGUCGCGGUUGACUUCCGGCGAAGCCACCCGGGCGCCCAGCGCCCUGCGGCAGUGGACGCUGUGGAGGAGGGAGAAGCCGCAUGCGGAGGAAAUGUGCGAUGAGGCGCGGGUGCGUGCUGCUGCUUGGGUGCUGAUUUCCAGCGUGUUUGCGCGCGCCACAGCGCUAAGGAUCUCGGCAGAGGCAGAGGAGGUGGAGGAGCGCGAUGCCCAGGCAGUGCUGACGUGGUUCCCGCAGCUGCAGUGCUUAGAAAUACAAAGCAUUCCGCAGCCAGCGUUAAGGUUCUGGAGCGCCUGGUUGCCGAGUCGCUUGACGUGUCUGCACCUGCGACAUGCCGGGCUUGAUCUGCAAAAGGCGCUUGGGCUCGAGGACGCAGAAAAAGAGGGGGAUGAGGGGGAGGAGAGCAAUGGUGAGAGUCAGCAGCAGGGGCGGCAGUGGAACCGCUUGGUUUUGCUGGAUCUCUCGGGGAACCCCGGCAUUGAUCUGACGCCGUUGCGCGGGGCGCUGGCGCAGCAGACAGCGCGCAUCGAGCGGCUCUCCUUGGCACAGUGCGAGCUGGACGCGGUGCCAGACUCCCUCAGCCUCCUGUACGCGCUCAGCUGGCUGGACCUUCAGGCCAACGCGAUUACAGAUCUCGCGGACAUUUCGCUGAAGCUCGGCAGCAUCGUCCGACUCAACCUGGCGCACAACGCCAUCGCAGACGUCUCCGGCUUGCGUCGGCUCUGGGCGCUCGAAUCAUUGGAUCUCUCCGGGAAUCUGAUUGACCGGUGGGAAGCCCUGCUUGUUCUGCGUAAUUUGCCGUCGUUGGCGGAUCUGCGUGUUGCUGGGAAUCCGUUUGUGGAGGCAGAUGCAAUGGGGGAGUAUCGCGCCCAGGUGUUUUCGGCCUUUGAUCAUCGCGAUGUCGCACUGGAGCUGGAUGCCAGUGGGCCGACGGCGCAGGAGCGCAGGGCGAUGGCGAAAAUUCCACGCGUGGCCACAGGCCAUUGCACCGCAGUGGCGACAACCACAGCCGCUGAUGCCGAGGCAGCAGGGGUGAAGGUUACGUCGCCGCGCACUAUGCAAGCGGCAGCGGCCGUGGCCGUGGCCGUGGCCAAGCUACGGCGUCCCAAAGUGGCCUUCAUCGAAGAAUCGCAGGACGAUUACCCGAGCGACACCUCAUCCGUAGCCAAGAGCCCUCGGGCAUCCAUGGCCAUUGCAUCUCCGGCGCCGCUGUUGUCAUUGGCGGAUAAGACGCCGCACGUUAUGCGCGCGACAGAGCUCCAAGAGGCUGUUACCAUGGCGGCAGGGCAUCGACGCAGCAGUAUGGUUGGUGCACUGCCGGCUACUUCACCGGUGGCCAUGCACCAGGGGACUGCGCUGAAGCGCCGCGCUACAGCCACUACUGCCACGGGUCUGCGCAUGUCGCCGUUGGCAAUACAGCGCCAGGGUCAGACUUCUUUGACACCGCCGAUGCCGCCGCCAGCGUCCGCCCAGAGCUACACACCGGGGAGGCCUGAGGGUAGGGAUCCUGAGAGGUACCGCAGGCGCGUCGAGAUGAUGCGUGCUGAGGCUGGGUCAUCGUGGUUGCGCGCGUUUGCUGAGCUGCAGUCACAGUCACCGGCGCCAGCACCUGGCACCGGAGCUGUGCAUUGUGAGUCGGAUUGGGGGUCGGAACGCACUGUGGAGAGUCCUGCGGCAGUGUCGCGGUCGUCGUCGUCGUCGCCGGAGCGUGUGAGUGUUGGUGCGAAUCCGAAUGCGAAUGCGUUGGACACACAGUUGCCGAGCUUUUUGUUUCCGCGCAGGCGCAAUGCGGCGGCUGGAGCUGCAGCUGGGGCAUCGAGGAGGAAGGAUGUGGCGAGAUUGCCGCAUUAUACGGAGCCCGAGCCUGAGUGUGCGUCUGCAGCUGGGUCUGUGGCUGGGUCGGUGCCGGCGGAGGUGAUUAUAGAGCGCGUGGUGGCGGAUACAGCAGAAGCAGAUGCAGAGGCGCUGUCUGGCAAAGAAGAAGAUAAUGAUAAUGGCAAAAUUGGCAAGGAAGGUGCUUUGCCGGCCAUUAGCGAGCUGCAGCGUAUCUUGAAGAGUGACGCGACCGCGCGUGUCGUUGCUGAGGAAAUUUCUGUUGUGCGGUACCAGUGUGUGCCGCUGGCGAUGGCAUCGGAUAGUGGGGGUGCGGUGCAGCGUGUCGAAUGUGGGGUGCGCACGGUCAUUGUGACUUCCACUGAAGUGAUCGAACUCGACGUGUCUGGUGACCGCACAGCAGCCACGACGCCCCUGAAGGCUAUCGUACGGGUCGCUGCCUCUGCUGAAGAGGCCGUGAUGCUCGUCGAGGCCAAGGGUGACCGCUUUGACUCGCCCGCGUGGACCGAGUAUGCAUUCACUGACGAUCUCUUUUCGGCCAUCGAUUCGGCGGCCAAGGGCAACGCGGAGAGAGGGCUGGAGGCGCACCUGUAUAAGCAAGCCGAGUGUCUGCGCUGCAGUUGGCGCGGGUUUAUUGACCGCGAGUACUGGAUUUUCGACAAGCUCCUUGGCUGCGUCUGUUCGGCCUCGACUUUGGCGGAUGAGUUUGUUGCUGUGGAGUCCGGCCCUACUGCUGAGCUGCAGUGCCCUGAGUGUGGGCGCAGUUAUUUGCGCGAGUUUUAUGCUGCCGACGAAGACCCAGCAGUGACUCCUAUUGCGGCCAACGAUAGCAGUUGCGGAGAUGGAGGCGGUGGCGGUAGCAAUGGUAGCGAUGAUGUGUGGCGGCAGGCGUUGCGCUCACGGCGUCCCAAGGCGGCGGCAGUGUCGGACAAGCCUACCGAUCGCGAUCAUAUGGCUGCUGCAGUGGCUGCAGCUGCUGAACACCGUGCGCAGUGUAUGCGUGAGGCUCGCCGCUUGGCUGCUGCGGACGUUGGGCGUAUGGGCGCGGCUGCCCAGCCUGGUAGCUUGGCAUUUGGCGAGGCCACUAAUGCUGUGCGGCUGUUUUUGGAGCUUAGCGUUUUUGGCGCCGAGGGUGAGCGGCUGAUGCGCUGGGUGCCUGCUGGUUUGGUGCGCCAGAUGCAGCCGCUUGUUCCUGCUUCUUUUUCUUCUUCGGGUUCUGCAAAUGCUAAUGCUGGUGCUGCUAGUGCCAGUGCGUUGGCUCCUGGGUUGGCGGAGAAGAGCGCGGUGCCGAGUAAGUGGGGGCUGGCAUCGUUCCUCGGAGGUGGCGGCGGAAGUUCAGCCUCACCCUCGGAUUCCAGGACGCUUGCAUCGGCGGUUUCUUCCAAGACACAGAAGGAUAAGAACCUCGCAGCAGCACAGCAAUCUGCUGCUGAUGCCGCUGCAUUGGAGCCGGCGUUGUGUGAGCAGGCCGUGUUCCUGGCACUGAGCUCACACGCACUCUAUGUGUUCUCACCCACGUGGGCAGCCCUGGAUUCCACAUCCCUGCCCCUGCGUUCCGAAAUCGAGCUUCAGCCUGAACGCUAUCUGGCCCUGGUCUUUACCUUGCCGUUGACCGAGCUUGGGCGCAUAGAUAUUGGACCUAAUCGCCAGUACUUGGCCCUGCAUUCCGCUCUUCUUUCUAUUUCCGAAGAUUCGCCAGUGCUGAUCCAUUGGGUUUCGGCGCCUUUGCAGAAGCUUUUAACGCCGGCUCUGCACCCUGCGUAUCCGCGCAAAGGGUUUAUUGAGUCGUCUUCUUUAUCCCAGGAGUUUGUCUCUGCGCAGCAUCGCGCGAGAAGCCCGUUUCCCGGUAGUGCGGGCGGGGACAAGGGUGGCAGCACGGCUGCGGGGGGGUCGGCAUUGGCGGCUUCGUCCUGUGUGUUGAUGAUUCGCGAUCGCUUGGCAUGCUCGGAUCUGCUGGAUGCGCUGGUGGAGAUUGGGUACGAGACCAGGGUGCUGGAUUCCGGCGCUGGUGCAGGUAGCGGGCGUCUGCGGGCGAUCAACCACGAUGUUGAGUGGGCUAUGCAUAAUCUCGUGCAGCAGGUGUUUUUGCGGCCUGACACCUUUUCCGACCUUGAUGAUGAGCAUAAAGAUAUGGCGCCGGUACCGGCACCUGCAGCAGCAGGUGCGGAGCUUGUUUGCCAGGACCGCUUGCGCACACUGCACACGUUACACCACGAGCUCUUGCGCUCGCCUAACAGUCAGCAGCCCGGAUCCCUGGUGGACGCAGCCAGCGGGGACAACGUCAUUAUCGACAAGGUCACGUACGAGUUCCUGCAGCUCUACUUUUGUGUCGGUCUCUCCCCUGUUAAUCCAAGCUUUUCUUCUCUUCAGGGCAUCCAGCCGGUGACACUGGUGGGGUCACCGCAGUUCGUGUAUCUUGUGCGCGAGCGUGUUGACGUAUGGCCACCGCCGGUGCCCGAUAUGAAUCUUGUGUAUCGGCAUUUGCAGCGCGUGGAGCCUCCGACUAUUGUUACUUCGGAUCCCGACACGUAUGAUCCUAAGGUUUUGGCGAAGGAGCUGUUGGCGCGGAAAUCCAACGCUACGAGUGCGGGAAGUGCGAUGAGUGCUAGGAGUGCGUUGAAUGGAUGUGCAGGGAUGGAAGAAGCGACAACAGCGGCAGUUAUGGUGGAUCCAUUGUUGAAUCAGUUGGUUGCGUCUGGCGUUUCUCAAUAUGAUCGCGUUUUGCGGGCACGCCCGGUUGCUGAUCUGCGCCGUAUUGUGCUUGUCAAUUAUCCUGUCGCUGUGCUGCCGCGGCCAUUGGGACAGCAGCAGCAGAAACAGCAACAGAAGCAGCAGCGCUUGCCUGUAGAUCCACCUAAUGUUUCUGCUGCGGCUGCGGUUGCUGCUGGUCAGGGCGAUUAUGAUGGGGAGGUGCUUGGUUGUGUUGGCACUAGCUGGCACGCUAUGCUGCGGAUCGAAUUUGCCACAGUCGAGCGGACAGGAGACACGAAUGUUUCUGAUGCUGCGGAGAAUCUCGAGGAGCAGGAUGUGUCUGGGUGGUGUGUUUGGUUUGCCACAUUGGCGAGUGCACAGGAGUGUGCAGAGUCGCUACAGGUGUUGGCUGCGUCUUCUAAGGUGACCGGCCUUGAAUUCUACGAGGCAUGAGUUUUUUUCUUUCAUGCAAUGAAGUAUAGUUGCGGUUUGUCGCUUGUGUGUAUUUUUAUAUUUCCAAAUAUUCAAUAUUAAAGUUUAGAACAUUUCUAU